AUGGACCACCGUCAAGCCGGCGGUUCUGGCAUACGCAAAUCUGCUCUCUGGCUGUACCACGAGUCUGGAGUGCGGUCCGUCCAUCUCACCGGCCGUGAUGCAUGGUUCGUCAUCUUGGCGCGGACAUGCCGCAUGUUUGCCUUUGGAGGAGCCUCCCUCAUCAUGGCUCUCUUCUUUGCUACUCUGGGCUUUAGCGACCGUCAACUCGGGCUCUUCAUGACAAUGACGCUGGCGGGAGACUGUGUGCUCUCCUUUGCGCUCACGUUCAUUGCGGAUAACAUUGGCAGACGCCGUGUCUUUAUUGGCUCUGGCUUGCUGAUGGCAGUCUCCGGACUGGCAUUUGCCUAUUUUGAGAACUUUUGGGUUCUGCUGCUUGCAGCCGUCAUUGGAGUAAUAUCUGCCACUGGCAGCGACUUUGGGCCAUUCCGGGCUAUUGAAGAGUCCGUAUUGUCUCAUCUGACUACCCCGAAGACACGCCCGGAUGUGCUGUCAUGGUAUAUCGUAACGUCGAAUCUUGGAUCCGCUGCUGGUAUAGAAGUAGCUGGUCGGGUUGUUGAAGCGUUAAAGAAUCGUGAUGGUUGGAGUGAGAAACGUGUAUACCAUGCCAUCUUUUUGAUCUAUGUCGUCAUGGGAGUUAUCAACAUGGGAUUUGCCUUGUUCAUGACUGACAAUUGCGAAAUCACGAAGCCUGAACCGUCGAAAGAUGAUGGCACCCAGGCUGCACAAGGACUUCUCAGCGAAUCUGAUGAAGAGAUGGAGGGCGAAAUAGCACCAGCAAACACCGAGCCUCCGGCGCCACAGAAGAAGAGCUUGUUUUCAGGGAUAUCCAUGGCAUCGAUGUUCGUCAUGUAUAAAUUAUGGUUCCUUCUCACCGUCGAUUCCUUGGCAGAUGGCAUGGCUUCAUACGCGCUGACGAACUACUAUCUCGACCGCAAGUUUCAUCUACCCAAGUCACAACUUGGCGAUUACAUGUCCGCGAACUACAUUCUUGGCGGUAUAUCCAGCGUCUUUGCUGGCCCUCUAGCACGACACUUGGGACUCAUCAAUACAAUGGUCUUUACUCACUUGCCAUCUUCAGUGGCCGUGCUGCUAUUUCCGGCACCACAAGGGAUUGUUCUCACAGUGAUACUGCUGCUCAUACGGGGUGGCCUAAACAACAUGGAUCAAGCUCCUCGAGCAGCCCUCAUUGCUGCAGUUGUGAAGCCCGAGGAGCGGACGGCGGUUUUGGGAGUUACAAGCACACUACGGACAUUGGCCUCGACCAUCGGACCGAGCAUAACAGGAGCUCUUGCAGAUACGGACAAAUUCUGGGUGGCGUUUGUGACUGCUGGUGCGCUGCGCGUGGCCUAUGAUCUGGGGCUGUGGGUGAUGUUUGUGAAUAUGAAGCUGCACACGCAUGAAGAAGGUGGUCAGGAUUCAAGUAGGACGAGGAGAGUAGAUGAUGAGGAGGAUUCGGUAGAGAUGGAUCCGUUCAAACGAGAAGAAGAGGAGCAUGCCAGGUAA
Messenger RNA from Trichoderma gamsii, 1503 nucleotides. RefSeq lists its product as hypothetical. The transcript has a single exon. The record is from RefSeq and is a predicted model, not a curated record. Gene Ontology annotation, molecular function: transmembrane transporter activity. Gene Ontology annotation, biological process: transmembrane transport. Lineage: Eukaryota; Fungi; Ascomycota; Sordariomycetes; Hypocreales; Hypocreaceae. Bases 1 to 1503 code for a protein of 500 amino acids. Gene Ontology annotation, cellular component: fungal-type vacuole membrane.